Messenger RNA from Micropterus salmoides (largemouth bass), 2656 nucleotides. Its product is annotated as dynein regulatory complex protein 11-like. The record is from RefSeq and is a predicted model, not a curated record. Lineage: Eukaryota; Metazoa; Chordata; Actinopteri; Centrarchiformes; Centrarchidae. Gene Ontology annotation, molecular function: ATP hydrolysis activity; ATP binding; protein binding.
GUAGUGGUCGGCGGCGGUCAGGUUUAGCUCCUCCCACAGCUCCAUGAGCUCGUUAAGGUCUACGGCGCUCAGACUCAUUGUGGCGUGGUCCACUUGACACGUGUGGAGAGGUCACGUUCAGAGGAUCCGCACCAACACGCAGAGAACCAACGAGAUGGUGUUUCUGGGAAUGAUCCCUGCGAACCCUCCUGGUCCCGGUUUAGUCCUUCAUGCCCGGCGUGUUUCAGUGGGUCAGAGGCUGAUCCAGGAUCAGAACGAGGAGGAGUACCAAAGAGCUCAGCUGAGUGUGAAGCAGUCAGUUCUAGACGUGGAGGGAACCGACAUCAGGGAGACUAUGCAGGAACAGAUCCGACAGUGGUUCAUCGAGUGCAGAGACGCCGCAGGAACGUUUCCAGAGUUUCCCGACGCUGCAGACGGAGGAUCAGCUGCCAUCUUCACUCAGAAAACACCUGAACAGGUUUCAGCUGAGCUGGCGGCGAGGAGGAGGAGAGAGGAGGAGAGAGAAGAAGAAGAAGAAAAAAGAAGAGAAGAGAGGAGGACCACAGAAGAGAAAGGGGAGGAGAGAGAGAAGAAGAAGAAGAAAGAGGGGGACGGUGGUUGGAUGAAGCCCCGCAGCUGUUCCUGUCUGAUGUGGUCGAAGGGGUCGGAUCUGCUCAGGUCAGUGUACUGUUGUCUCCAUGACAACUGGUCGACCUCACAGAAGAAGAAGAGACGUCCGGCUGGAUCCAGGACCGCCUGCUUACUGUGUACUGCAGAAGUGGCCCUGCAGCUGUUUUAUUGUGAAAAGUCCAUUCAUAAAUUAAUCUGCUUUUAUUUUCUCAUGUUGUUGGCCAGCUGCGUUCUUAUUGGCUCUGAGCCCGCCGCUCACACAGGACGUGCACAUGUCCGUCAGGAAGUGGCCCCCGGGAGCCGCUCUGCUGCACCUGGGUCACUUUAUUGUUGUUCACUGUGUCACUUCCUGUCCCGUCCUGAGAAAAUGAAGGUUCCCACACACCUGUCACUUCCUGUUUCAGACGUGUGGUGUCGCCAUGACGACCGCCAGACUGUCGACGUGCAGCUGCUCCGAGACGAGAUGAGACAGGAAGUGGAACAGGAAGUCAGGCUCCAGGUGGACGAGCUGAUGAGGGCGGAGCUGGAAAACCUCAAACUGGUCAUCGACAAAACCCAGAAGAAGAAGAAGAAGAAGAAAGGGAACAGAAAGAAGAAGAAAAGCAAGAAGAAGAAGAGAGAGAAAGACCUGACAGCACACAGGUCCCUACAGUCUCUGUGUGAGGAGCUGAUUCUGGAGGGCUUCCUCGUCCAGCCAAUGAAUAUCAAGCUCUCUGACUACAUCGGUGAGUACAGUUACUUGGGCUCGACUCUCCAGCAGGUGAACACUGAACCGAUGCCGUCGCUCUCUGAUGUCAGACAGCUCAUCACUCUGUACACCGUGCUGCCUCUGGGAUCCCAGGCGGUCUUGAAGAAGUUCCCAGGGAUGAAGACUCUGCUGCUGGCCGGUCCGUCUGGAGUCGGCAAGAAGAUGUUGGUUCACGCCGUCUGCAGCGAGACCGGAGCUCACCUGUUCCACCUGAACCCCGCCCACCUGAGCACCAGGUACCCGGGCAGAACCGCCUACCUGCUGCACCUGGUCUUCAAGGUGGCAGGUGAGCUGCAGCCGUCUGUGAUCUGGAUAGAAGACGCAGAGAUACCGUUCUACAGGAAAACUCCAAAAACUGAGCGAGAGCUGGAUCUUAAGGGGCUGAAGAAAAACCUCCUGAAGUCUCUGAAGACCCUGAAACUGCAGGACCGAGUUCUGGUGAUCGGGACCAGUCGAAGACCGUUUGACGCCAACAUCAAACCGCUCUGUAAAGUCUACAAGAAGAUCAUCCUGAUCCCCAGACCAGACUACAGCUCCAGACUGGUUCUGUGGAUGGAGCUGCUGCGUGCUGAGGGGGCAGAGCCUGGUCCACAUCUGGACCUCAGCUCAUUGGCUAAGAUCACCGACGGCUUCACUCAGGGUCACAUCCUGCAGGCGGUCCGCUCGGUGCUCCGCCCCCACAGGCUGAAGAAGCUCCACCUACAACCGCUGACCGCCACGGAGUUCAUCCCAUCGCUGUCGAGGAUGGAGCCGGUGUACCGGGAGGAGGAGGACGCCUUCAAGCUCUGGUUCAGGAAGACGCUGCUGGGCAGGAGGAAGGCACGAGCUGCCAAAACCAGCGAAGAAGAACGAGGAGCGACCGCAGCGGGGAAGAAGAAGAAGAAAGGGGCAAAGGACAAAAACAAGAAGUGAUGAAGUCUUUACUGCUGUAGUCUAUUUUUAUUUAAUGGAAAAUAUUAGUGGGUUUCUUUAGUUCCUGACUUACAUUUAUUCAUUUAUCUGACGCUUUUAUCCAAAGCCACUUACAAUUGCUAUACACGUCAGAGGUCGCACGCCUCUGGAGCAACGAGGGGUUAAGUGUCUUGCUCAGGGACACAAUGGUGGAUGAGUCACAGUGGGGGAUUGAACCCUGGUCUCUCACACCAAAGGCAGGAAUCCUUCUCCUGGUGUUUGGUAAAACACCAGGCCUUUUAUUUUGAAGGAGAAAAAUAACUUCCUGUAACCAACCUUUAAAGUGAUUAAACUCCAGGUUUCCUUUGUUGUUGUCUAUUAAAGAUGUGAAAACGUGUUUCACCAACA